AUGACGGACCCGGUAGUAAUGGCUACGACCGUGUCUCUGCCUCUGGGUUGCUCCUAUAUUCUAAUCGAGUUUGUACUUACAGGCUGUCGGUGGCCUGGGGGAGUCCAUAGUCCAUCACAGUUAUGGGACCUACUCAAAGAGAAGCAAGACGGAUGGAAAGAAUUCUCCUCUGACCGGAUCAAUCUCAACGGCUUUUACCAUCCUAAUGGCCAGAGACCCGGGAGUAUGUCCACGAUGGGCGGCCACCUACUUCAGGAAGACCCGCGGUUAUUCGAUCAUUCCUUCUUCGGCAUCACGGCUACGGAAGCCAUGUCAAUGGACCCCAGCCAGCGGAAGCUUCUUGAGGUUACUUAUGAAGCUUUCGAUAGUGCCGGUGUACCACUGGAAAAGCUCUCCGGAUCACGGACUGGUGUUUUUGUGGGCAAUUUUAACAAUGACUACCUGUUAAUGCAGCUUCGAGAUCCCAAUUUUACGCUACCAUACGCCGUCACGGGAGGUGGCCCGGCGAUCUUGAGUAAUAGGAUAAAUUAUGUUUUCAAUCUUCAGGGGCCGAGCUUGGUGGUCGAUACAGCCUGCUCCGCAUCGAUGUAUGCUCUUCACCUAGCAGUCUUGUCACUUCGAAACGGUGACUGCGAUGCUGCUAUUGUUGCAGGAGGAAACCUGAUUUUGGGCCCUGAUCACCAGAUCCUAACUAGUAAAUUAGGCGCCGCGUCGCCCACAUCUCGUUGCCACACUUUCGAUGCUAAAGCGGAUGGGUAUUCUAGAGCCGAAGGCUUUGGCGCCAUCUACCUAAAGAGACUAUCAAGCGCACUCGAUGAAGGUAAUCCAAUUCGCGCCGUUGUGCGAGGCACGUCCUUUAAUGCGAACGGGAAGACAGGAGGUAUCUCGCACCCAAGCCCAGAAGGUCAAGAGGCCGUCAUCAGGCAAGCCUACAAGAAUGCCGGAGACUUGGAUCCGAACUUGACAGGAUACUUUGAAUGUCAUGGCACCGGGACACCGGUUGGCGACCCAAUCGAAGUCGCUGCUUUGGGAAACGUGUUUGCGUCAGGGCGCGAAGACGAGCCAUUGUUGAUAGGAUCGGUUAAGCCGAAUCUCGGACAUAGUGAAGCUGCGAGCGCCAUGGCGCAAAUCAUGAAAGGGGUACUGUCCUUAGAGCACAACGAGAUCCCAGCAACAAUUGGGAUUGAGAAAUUCAAUCCGGAAAUUGAUUUUCGGAAGGCAAGAGUACGGGUUGUUACUGAUAUGACUCCAUGGCCUCGUAAUAAGCUCCGCCGAGUCAGUAUCAACAGUUUUGGUUACGGCGGUGCCAACGCACACUGUAUACUAGAUCAUCCGAGCUUGGUCGUCCCCGGCUUCCGGCUGCACGGUCUUCCUUUGUUGCAACUCAAGGCUACUACAAAUAAUCACCGAAAGGACGAGACGUAUGUUAAUAAUUCCAGCACAAAUAAUUCGACCAGCUCUGUAGGCUGGCCCCAGCCUGCCGAGCUCAUCCAAACAGAACGAGCUGGAAGCCGGCCCUUCGUCCUAUUACCGUUUUCUGCACAUGACGACCAAGCUCUUGAAGCAAACGUAGUUGCAAUAUCAAAAUGUGCCGAGAAAUUCGACCUUGCAGACCUCCUUUAUACUCUUGGAUCUGGAAAGUCACGGUUCUCAAGGCGAGCGUUUACUGUUACGGACCCCGGAGGUCUUAAAGGGGGACUAGAAUUCGGCUCUAUGUCUUUUGGGAGGUCAUCUGGGUCGCCGGUGGAACGUAUCGGUUUGGUGUUUACUGGACAGGGCGCCCAAUGGCCAGGAAUGGGAGCAACUUUGAUACACGAAUACGCUGUUUUCAGGCAGACAAUUCGCUAUUUGGAUGACGUCCUUGGUCACUUGCAGCGAAAGCCUACCUGGACGAUUGAAGAAGUGCUCCUAGAACCAGCUACUACCAGUCGAAUUCACGAACCUGAGUUCUCUCAGACCAUAUGUACUGCUUUGCAAAUCGCAUUGGUAGCCCUAUUAGAGCAAUGGGGAAUUCGGCCGGUGGUCACAGUUGGUCAUUCCUCAGGGGAGAUUGCUGCAGCAUAUGCCGCAGGACGUCUCCGGGCUAGCGAAGCCAUCGUUCUCGCAUAUUCCCGUGGCCAAGUUGUGGCAAACAACGAACAAAAAGGCUUAAUGAUAGCGGUUGGGCUUGGUCCGACUCAGAUUGCGACCUAUUUAUAUGGCAUUGAAACCGAAGUGACUAUCGCUGCCGUCAAUUCGCCGGAGAACACCACAGUCUCUGGUGAUCCGGCUGCAAUCAAAGAGUUGGCCAAACGGUUGAGCGCUGGCAGUAUUUUCAACCGCAUUUUGAAGACGGGCGAUAAUGCAUAUCACUCCUAUCAUAUGCUGGGCCUGGGAGAGUCAUACGAAGAGCUAGCCAACCAAUGUCUUCGUGAUAUCGAACCAAUAACGUUGGCUGAGCCGUCUAUUCCUCAUAUUAGAUGGAUAUCAUCGGUAACGCCAGAUGACAAGGUACUCUCUGUCUCGCCAAAGUACUGGCGGCAGAAUCUCGAAUCGCCGGUGCUAUUUUCGCAAGCAGUCGAAAUACUCGUACGGGACAAUCUUGUAGACCUUCUGAUUGAAAUCGGACCUCACCCUGCUUUGAGCAUGCUAGUGAAGCAAAUUUAUUUAGGGUAUGGCAAAAGCACAUCAACGGCCCCGGCUUGCUUGCCAUCUCUUCGAAGAGGUGAGCACGAUAUCUCAAGUAUGCUCCAUCUCGUGGGAUCCCUUUUCCUCCACAAUGCUCCUAUCGACAUCGUGGCUGUGAAUGCGACGGAAAAGGUUCUCCAAGGUAGGUUACACCUCCAGCACGGAUACCCGUGCGUCGAUAUGCCCCGAUACAACUUCACAUAUCCUAAGACACCACUGUACUUCGAAAAUCGAUACAGCAAGGAAUUUAGAUUACGGAAGCAUCCCCGCCAUGACCUACUUGGGGCCAGACAACCUGGGUGCUCAGGGGCUCACCCAUCCUGGAGAAAUGUGAUUCGGAAGAAGGACAUACCCUGGUUAGACGAUCAUAAGCUUACACCGCAUACUGUCCUACCGGCGGCGGCUUAUAUAUCGAUGGCCAUCGAGGCCGCCAGUCAGAUCCAUUUCGAGGAAGAAGAUGCCCUUCCUAUCAGAUUUUUCAGACUUCGAAAUAUUAUGAUAAGCUCUGCGCUCCGUGUUUCUGACAAUGAACUCGGUGUCGAAGUUGUCCUGGAUAUGGAAAAGGAAGCACUGGACAACUCGAAUACUAAGUCGAUGUGGCAUAAAUUCCGCAUCAGCUCGAUUGCCCCUGACAGCGAUACCUGGUCUAACCACUGUUCGGGUACUAUCAUGGUAGAGACUAGAGACGCUAUGAUCGAUUGUGACCAAAGGUUACAAGUAGACGCUCGCUCGAGAUCGCUUGAUAUGAAGCGGUGGUAUGAAAAAUUCACAGAGGUCGGUCUUCUAUAUGGUCCGGCUUUCCAGGGGCUCUCCGGACUGAAAGCUUUCCCUGGUACCAAUGCUGCUGCGGCCGAUGUAGCUCUCAGCCCAGUGUCUAGCGCAGUCGACGGCGGAGAGUCAUGGUACGCGAUACAUCCCGCAACUCUGGACACAUGUAUCCAGCUCGCCCUCAUGUCAUGCCAUGCAGGCCAAGUCGAAUGUAUGCAAAAAGCAUUCGUCCCUAUAAUGGCCGAUAACAUUGACAUAUGGAUCCCAGAAACACAUGAAGAACAAGGGUGUGGCGUAGCAAGCGGCCAGCUAGUUGGUCUUCGUAGCCUCUAUGCGCAGGUACAACUCUACUCUAAAUCCGGGCACCCGCUUCUCAAUAUAGGGGAACUGAAGUGUGUAAUGUAUGAUGGAAGCUCCGACACGAUGAUUUCAAAUAUUCCGCGUGAGCCAUAUUGGAGGCCCGUUUCACGAGUCGAUAUUGAUACACUGGUUAACGAUUCCGCCAAGUUAAUGUUUCCCCCCAAGAAAAUCCCACCCGAAGAAUUCGAGUCGUUGAACCAGUUUUGCUCAUGCGUUUCCGACGGGUUGGAAGCACGGUCUAAGCUAGAAAUCAAGACGACAGGAAUACACAAUCAUGACUCCCCAGCUGCCCGGACCCAGACUUUGAUCGAAAAGCUUGCUCUAAAGCUAUACCAUAUUCCAGAAGUCAGGUGCAUCAAGAUGUUAUAUGAUAACUGGGACGAAAUAGCCCAGGGACAUGCCAGCUAUAUUGGAAUUCUCAGGCAAGGCAACCUAUUGCAAGAAUUAUACGCAGCAGGCAUCACAACUCUCGGAAGCUAUAUUCAACUUCAGCGUCUCGUCGAUCUUCUGGCCCAUAAAAAUCCCAGGAUGCGCAUACUGGAGAUUAGCACCGGGACGGGUGGUGCGGCAGCGUCUGUCCUACAGACUCUAAAAUCCAAUACGCCGUUCAAAAGAUACCAAGACUACGUUGUUACAGGCCCCGAUCUAUCAUAUCUUGAAUACGUACAAGCUAGUUUAAAAGGUCACAAUGGAGUUUCGUGCCAGCUACUAGAUAUCCGAAAAGACCCUACCACCCAAGGGUUGGAGCCGCGUUCAUUUGACCUAAUCAUUGCUUCUGGAGGCCUUGACCAAGUCCCCGACGCCGCUGAAGCAUUGAAACAUGUUCACGCUCUGUUAAAGUCCAAGGGAAAGCUAGCAUUGAUUGGUGUUACCCACCCACAACAAAUCGUAUCUAUUCUUACCCACUCCUUAGGAUGGAACAGAAAUCAAGCCCGGAUCAGCUACGGAGAAGACGAGUGGGAUAGGCUUCUGCGUGAAUGUGGUUUCUCGGGCGUUGAUAUUUCCCUUGAUGAUUACGUCAAGGACCAAACGAUUUCCACACUCAUGUUGACGACUGCGUCGACCCACGCCAAACCCCUCCCCGUAGAGGGCAAGCAGAAACAGGACCUUUUCUUAGUCUAUCGCGAGUACCCUCCCCCUCUUGCUCGUUCGAUUGAUAAGAGCUUAUCCAAAGAUGGCUUUCGUGCCGUGUAUACCGAUCUUUUCUCCCAUCAUAAGAUUCCGGUAGGCUCUCUGAUCAUCUCGCUUAUCGACAUCGAAAGUAUCACACUCCUCCACCGGGACGAGACGUAUUUUCAAGCAAUCCAAGCCAUCAUUGCCAAGAACCCAACAGUCCUAUGGGUAUCAGCAGGCGACUACGCCGAGUCCUCAGUUAUGAAGGGCAUGUGGCGAUGCGUUGCCAAUGAAAAUGUCCUCUUGAAUAUGGCCAUGAUCGAAGUAGACAAAAACCACCUUGGUUCCCUGUCGAGGACUGCCGAUUUGAUCUCGUAUAAAUUUAACGAAUUGCACGCAUCGCCAAAUCGUAAUAUUGAUCUAGAGUGCGUUCUACAGAACGGCGCUUUGUACAUCGAACGCUUUUUGUCAGACGAGGCGCUGAACGAACAGUUCCGCCUGUGUCGCGGGCCUGCCGAGGACUUUGAAGAACGCCCACUGGAAGCUCAAAGCGCACUCAGAGCAAACUACAAGCAGCCCGGCCUGCUUUCUUCGUUAUAUUUCAGCCUCGAUCCCGCGUUCUUCAUGCCAUUACGGGAUGACUGGGUCGAAAUCAAGACGCAAGCUAUCGGACUCAACAUGAAGGUGAGCAGUGAUCUCGCCGUAGCUACUGCCAAGUUCGACUGGGAUUAUUUAAGUACCGAGGCAGCUGGUAUAGUAUCUCAGGUUGGCUCUGCAGUUACGUCUUUGCGAGCCGGAGACCGCGUAUUCGGGUUCAUACCCGGGAACAUGGGCAACUACAUGAGGUCUCCAGUUACUUCGGUAUCAAAGAUCCCGGAGGGAGAGUCAUCAUUUGCUUGCGCAGCUUCGAUGUCGGUUGCAUACCUUACCGCUAUUUAUGCACUGAAGCAUCUCGCUAGACUUUCGGAGGGCGAGUCCGUCCUCAUCCAGUCCGCAGCCGGCGGGCUUGGUAUGGCGGCCACGCGCAUUGCUAAGUCUCUAGGCGCAAAGAUAUACGCAACGGUCGGGAGCAAUGCUAAGCGAAAGAAACUGAUCGAAGAGUUCGACAUCCCCGCCUGCCGGAUUUUUCACUCUCGGGACAUGAGUACUGUGGACGAGAUCAUACGAGCCUCUGGGAGAGAUGGUAUCGAUGUCAUCCUCAAUAACGCUGGCGGAGACUAUAUGUAUGAGAUAUGGAAGUGCAUCGCCCCUUUAGGUCGAUUUAUCGAUGUGGGAAGGACGGAUGUUCUUGGAAAAGGCAAGUUAAGUUUGGAAGUUUUCACACGAAAUGCCACAUUCUCGUCCUUUGAUAUGGGGUUGAUAUAUCGUCAAAGGCCGGAAUUAGUGGAAAGUCUGAUGCAGGAGUUAACGAAGCUAUGGGCUGAUGGAAUCAUCGGUCCCAUCGACCAUAUCACUACUCUGGAUAUCUCGGAGUUAGAGUCUGCCAUGUCGUUUUUCUCUAGGGGACUGCACACCGGCAAGAUGGUCAUGACUUUCCAAAACCCCAAGGCAAAAUUGAAGAUUGCGAGGCCUGCUAAUAGGGCGUCUUUUGAUACAAAUGCUGCCUAUAUCCUAGUUGGAUGUUUGGGCGGACUUGGACAAAGUCUAGCUAAUUGGAUGGUCGAACGUGGAGCUCAACAUCUCAUAUUCCUUUCUCGGUCUGGCGCAGAAAGACCUGGUUCAACUACCUUUAUAGAAGGAUUGGUAAGAUCUGGUGUACAGACUGAAAUUAUUCGAUGUAGUGUCACCGACCGUGACGCUCUCACGUCUGUUAUAGAGCGGGUCUCUAGCAAGACACUCGUCAAGGGUGUCGUCCAUGCCGCGAUGGUGGAGGGUGAUGCCUUCUUCGACAAGACAAAUUACUCACAAAUCCAUCAAGUCCUCGCUCCCAAGGUUACAGGCACCAUAAAUCUUCACCAUGCUACCCUACACCUCCCUCUCGACUUCUUCCUCAUGACUUCAUCCUUUACUGCAUCAGUCGGUAUCGCGUCACAAUCUGCUUACUCGGCUGCUAAUGCUUUCCAAGACGCCUUUUCCCGAUUUCGUAUCUCCCAAAAUCUCCCGGCCAUCUCACUAGCCAUUGGGACAGUUUUGGAGAUCGGCGUCGUGGGAGACAAUGACGGGUUUAAGCAGAUGCUUCAACGCAAUGGCUCGUACGGCCUAUCUGAGACCGAAUUUCUGCAUUUACUCGAAGGGGCGUUGUGCCAGUCAUCCUUAUCGCCUAUACACGAAUCCGAACUUUAUAAGCUCGACCCCUACUCCUCGGCUCAGAUACUACUCAGUUUCGAGCCUAGUCGCUUAGUUCCGUACGUGGCAGGAAAUCGUCUCAACGACCUCUUGUGGUAUAGCAAUCCCCGCUUCCAAGCCAUCAGACAAUCCAUUUUUGAUCGAACGCAAGAGCACACUUCAAAGGGUAUUGGAACCCCAGGGGACGUGUCUUCGCUUUCAGAAAAACUCCAAGCAGUAAAUUCAACUGAGGAAAAGGCGUCGAUCGUGCGCGAAGUUAUUGCCGAGCGACUUGCAAAGCUACUAAAUGUUGCGCCCGACGAAUUAGACAUAGGUAAACCAAUGUCACAAUAUGGAUUAGACAGCUUAGUAGCUGCGGAACUACGAAGCUGGCUGAUCAAGACGUUUGGUGUGGAUGUAACGCUCCUUGACUUGUUGAGCAAGGGAAAGAGUAUAGCAGAUUUAGUGUCUGCAGCUACGGAAAAGAGUACGGAGUAAUAUGAAC
Molecule: messenger RNA, 7678 nt
Organism: Daldinia vernicosa
Lineage: Eukaryota; Fungi; Ascomycota; Sordariomycetes; Xylariales; Hypoxylaceae
Product: putative polyketide synthase
Exons: 12
Coding region: 1-7671 (2556 amino acids)
Biological process (GO): fatty acid biosynthetic process; secondary metabolite biosynthetic process
Molecular function (GO): 3-oxoacyl-[acyl-carrier-protein] synthase activity; fatty acid synthase activity; oxidoreductase activity
Source: RefSeq, a predicted model, not a curated record